AUGGGAACCUUCGUAAUUCAAAAGAGGCCAAAUUAUUCAGUUCGAUCUUUCGUCUACUUUCUACGGAUCUUGAGCUCCAUGCCACCGUCUAAAGCUCCUCGCAUUCCACAUACGAUUACUACUCGUUUUCGAGCCGGAAUACGCAAUUUCCCAUCCGAAUUGUUUCCCCUCGUUGUAGUUGUAACUGCUGGGUUAUCGGCAGGUGUUUUUGCGGCUGUGCGUAAAAUGCGGACCGAUCCGACAUUGAAAAGACGUCAUUGA
Molecule: messenger RNA, 261 nt
Organism: Paraglomus occultum
Lineage: Eukaryota; Fungi; Glomeromycota; Glomeromycetes; Paraglomerales; Paraglomeraceae
Source: the annotation of a GenBank genome assembly